AUGAGGCUUGGUGUCACACUUGGGAUAGGCGUGGACGUCGUCCACACCCCUCGUUUCCAGCGUAUUCUCGCCCGCAACGACGACUACGUGGCUCGGUUCAUGGCCCGUAUUCUUCACCCAUCCGAACGCCCCAGGUUCGUGGAGUCGCCACCAGCCCAGCAGAUCAACCAGUUGUCGGGAGCCUGGGCAGCCAAAGAGGCGUUGUUCAAGACGUUGGACCCCGUGGACCAGAAACGGUUCCAGUUCAACCAGUGGUACCGCCACUACAACCCCCAAGGCAAGCCAUUUAUCCGGAACGACCACUAUCAGCACAAGGACGAGGAGUUCCUCCUCAGUGUUUCACACGAUGGGGAAGUGUUGGUUGCCAAUGUGCUAAGGCAGAAGAACGUGGACACCAGCUCCCUCUGA
Molecule: messenger RNA, 408 nt
Organism: Suhomyces tanzawaensis NRRL Y-17324
Lineage: Eukaryota; Fungi; Ascomycota; Pichiomycetes; Serinales; Debaryomycetaceae
Gene: PPT2
Product: holo-[acyl-carrier-protein] synthase
Exons: 1
Coding region: 1-408 (135 amino acids)
Biological process (GO): fatty acid biosynthetic process
Molecular function (GO): holo-[acyl-carrier-protein] synthase activity; magnesium ion binding
Source: RefSeq, a predicted model, not a curated record